This is a messenger RNA of Lasiodiplodia theobromae, 354 nucleotides long. Its product is annotated as Aldo keto reductase. NCBI's taxonomy places the organism in Eukaryota, Fungi, Ascomycota, Dothideomycetes, Botryosphaeriales, Botryosphaeriaceae. The record is from RefSeq and is a predicted model, not a curated record. The coding region runs from base 1 to 354 and encodes 117 amino acids. The transcript is spliced from 2 exons.
AUGGCACCAAACGACAACUGGCUCAACCGUCAAGUCCAGGGCGCCGUUGCCGGCGCCGGCGGCUUUGUGGGCGGCAUCAUCAAUAGCGUGGGCAACGGCGUCUCCGGCGUGGGUCGAGGCAUUGGCAACGGUAUUUCGAAUACGACUCGCGGCUGGGGUGACGGCGUGCGCGGCUACGGAAACGGCGUCAAGGACGCCACGCGAGCCUCUGGUCGUCGCGCUCCCACUGCCGCCAACCCCCUGGGCCUUCCUGGGGGCUCCACGCAGAGCGCCGCCAUGCUGAAGUCGAAGGCUCAGGGCAUCACCAGCAGCGCUCGCACAGGCACCGCAAGCAACCCUCUCGGUCUGAAAUAA